Messenger RNA from Aethina tumida (small hive beetle), 2396 nucleotides. Its product is annotated as N-acetylgalactosaminyltransferase 7. Gene Ontology annotation, cellular component: Golgi apparatus. Lineage: Eukaryota; Metazoa; Arthropoda; Insecta; Coleoptera; Nitidulidae. The coding region runs from base 176 to 1915 and encodes 579 amino acids. The record is from RefSeq and is a predicted model, not a curated record. The transcript is spliced from 4 exons.
UGUCAAAAUAAAUAUCACCGGUAGUGUUUACGUGUUUAGUUGUCAUCACGUCGAAUUUCAAAAACUGAAUUUUAAUUGUAACUUGUUCGUAAAAGCGCUCCCCUCGCCUCGUCCCAUUUAAUUUGCAUCGCACAUCUAUGGUCUCGCCUAAACCGUAACUUUCACAUAGUGAAACAUGGGGGUACGUACGUUGUUGGGUAGGAAACAACGAACCGUGAGGGCGGUUUGUUUGGUUGUCAUUGUACUAGUUUUACUUUACAUGCUCUCCACAUAUGACAAAAAAAGUGAAUCAGCUCCAAUUAGAUCAGCUAGACUAGAAGGUAGAAUGCCUAAACUGGUGCAAGGGUUGGGUAAUUUUGAACCAAAAGAAAUAGAGGACAGGGAUGGACCUGGAGAAAAAGGUCAGGCACAUCACUUGAGACAGGAACAACAAAAUGAUGCAGACCAGUCUGAAUCUGAGUAUGGUAUGAAUGUGGCAUGUUCUGAUGAGAUUUCACUGGACAGGACAAUAUUGGACACUAGAUUGCCUGAGUGCAAACACUGGGAUUAUCCAUAUGAUUUGCCCUCCACUAGUGUGAUCAUUGUUUUUCACAAUGAAGGGUGGAGUGUGCUUUUGAGAACAGUCCACUCAGUCCUUAAUCGAUCACCAAAACAUGUGCUUAAGGAAAUCCUUCUGGUUGAUGACUUUAGUGACAAGGAAAAACUGAAAAACGACUUGGAUGCCUACAUUGAACAGUUUGAUGGCAAAGUUAGACUGAUCAGGAACCACCAAAGAGAAGGUCUGAUUCGUACAAGGUCGAGGGGCGCGAAAGAAGCUAAAGGCGAGGUCAUUGUGUUUUUGGAUGCCCAUUGUGAGGUCAACACUAAUUGGUUGCCGCCGUUAUUGGCUCCAAUUUACAGGGACAGAAAAACAAUGACUGUCCCUGUGAUUGAUGGAAUUGAUCACAAAACUUUUGAGUACAGACCUGUUUAUGGGGAUGAUAGACACUUUAGAGGAAUCUUCGAGUGGGGCAUGCUGUAUAAGGAGAACGAGGUGCCGGAACGCGAACUCAGAACCCGUAAACACAACAGCGAACCGUACAAAAGUCCCACCCACGCCGGCGGCCUGUUCGCCAUCGACCGCAAAUACUUCCUCGAGCUGGGCGCCUACGAUUCCGGUCUUCUGGUGUGGGGCGGCGAGAACUUCGAACUGAGCUUCAAGAUAUGGCAGUGCGGCGGCAGCAUCGAGUGGGUGCCGUGUUCCCGCGUCGGCCACGUGUACCGCAGCUUCAUGCCUUACAAUUUCGGCAAGCUGGCGAAGCAGAAGAAGGGUCCGUUGAUCACCAUCAACUACAAGAGGGUAAUCGAAACGUGGUUCGACGAGAAGUACAAACAGUUCUUCUACACCAGAGAACCGUUGGCCCGCUUCUUGGAUAUGGGCGACAUAACUGAACAGUUGGAACUGAAGAAUCGCCUGCAGUGCAAGAGUUUCGCUUGGUAUAUGGAGAACGUGGCGUACGACGUUUUGGACAAGUUCCCCGAGUUACCACCCAAUUUGCAUUACGGCGAGUUGAGAUCUGUGGCCGUCAACAAGUGUCUGGACACCCUGGGACAUGCGCCGCCUUCACUGAUGGCUAUACAACACUGUCAUGGAUAUGGCAAUAACCAGCUGAUGAGACUCAACGCUAAGGGACAACUUGGCGUUGGUGAAAGAUGUAUUGAAGCUGACGGUCAGGGUAUAAAGCUAGCUUUCUGCCGUCUGGGAACCGUGGACGGACCCUGGAUGUACGACGAAAGCUCGAAGACACUGUUGCACCGCGUCCACAGAAAAUGCAUGGCUCUACAUCCCCAAACGUCGCAUCUCUACCUCAUGCCUUGCGACUUCAACAAUGCAUAUCAGCACUGGACUUUCAAGGAGGUCAGGCCUAAGUAUUAGACAAGGCACGAAUCUGAACUAGCGAAUCUAAAGACUGUUUUUCUAACGAUAAUAUCAUUGUAGGGUUUGAAUGUUUUUAUAGUAGCGAAUUCGUGUGCAAUGUUUAGGGGCGGUUUUGAUCAAAUGCCAAGCUUGAAUGUUUCUCCAUGUAUUUUCAUUUGUGAAAAUGUUUAAUUAUUUUAUUUUACACAUUGUUUUGUGGUGUUAGCGCUUGUUUAGCGAUAAUCAUUGCAGGAAAUUAUAUUAAUUUUUUACAACAACAUACAACAUUUUAACGAUAAUUUUUUACAUUUACUGUUAACCCACAAUCACGCUUACAUUUGCAGCUUAUCAUAACAAUGCAAUCGAAUUUUGUGAACAAAGUAACAGUUCCUAAGGUUUAAGUAUUCCGAUAAAAUAUUCCUGCUCAUUCUGGCUUUGUGCCGGUUAGUUGUAGAAUUUCAAUAACGCAAACGUCUAAGUUUUUUUAAUCUUUUUCAGU